CCCUUCAAAAUUGAUCUCAAUUUUGUUCGUAUGGUGAUGGCAGAGGUGAUUGGAACAUUUAUUUUGAUGUUCUGUGUAAGUGGAAUAAUAGCAAGCACAAAAUUCCAAAGUGGUGAAGUGGGGCUUCUAGAGUAUGCAGCCACAGCAGGAUUAACAGUGGUUGUUAUCAUCUUCUCCAUAGGACCAAUUUCUUGUGCACAUGUCAACCCAGCUGUCACAAUUGCCUUUGCCACAAUUGGUCAUGUUCCAUGGUACAAGGUUCCAAUUUACAUAAUAGCACAGAUAGUAGGUUCUAUAUUUGCCACAUUUAUAGGUAGCCUUGUUUAUGGCAUAAAAUCAGAGGUUAUGAUCACAAGGCCAAUCCAAGGUUGCAACUCUGCAUUCUGGGUUGAACUCAUUGCAACUUUCAUCAUCAUGUUCCUUGUUGCUGCUUUGACAUCUGAGUAUGAAUCAGUUGGGCAUUUAUCUGGCUUUGUUGCUGGAAUUGCAAUUGGUCUUGCUGUACUAAUCACAGGGCCUGUGUCAGGUGGAUCAAUGAACCCUGCAAGAUCAUUAGGACCAGCAAUUGUUUCAUGGAAAUUCAAGGACAUUUGGAUAUACAUGAUAGCACCAAGUGGUGGAGCCAUAGCAGGAGCUCAAACUCUUCGUUUUCUUCGCCUUAAUAAGGACCAACCUUGCAACACCGAUGUUGGUCACGCCAUAUCCUAUUGUUCAAGUUAGUAAAAUAAUAAA
Arachis stenosperma is the source of this 732-nucleotide messenger RNA. RefSeq names its product probable aquaporin NIP7-1. Gene Ontology annotation, biological process: transmembrane transport. Gene Ontology annotation, cellular component: membrane. The coding region runs from base 31 to 720 and encodes 229 amino acids. The record is from RefSeq and is a predicted model, not a curated record. Gene Ontology annotation, molecular function: channel activity. NCBI's taxonomy places the organism in Eukaryota, Viridiplantae, Streptophyta, Magnoliopsida, Fabales, Fabaceae. The transcript has 5 exons.